UUUUAAAUGCGCCUCCCCCCCCUCCCUCCGUCUCCCUGUAGCGUUUUGGGCAGAGAGGACGCCGGUUCACGAAGCCGCCCGAGACGGGGAGGUCCGUCACCUCCAAGAGCUGAUCGAGAACGGCGCCUGUGUCAACCUGGUCACCUACGACUCCAUCACGCCCCUCCACGAAGCCAGCCUGCGUGGGCAGACGCGGUGUGUGGAGAUGCUGCUGGCCGCAGGAGCCCAGGUGGACGCCAGAAACAUCGACGGGAGCACCCCGCUCUGCGACGCUUGUGCCUCGGGGAGCAUCGAGUGCGUGAAAGUCCUCCUCUCGCACGGGGCCAAGGUCAACCCACCAUUGUACAUCGCCUCGCCCCUCCACGAAGCCUGUUUAAACGGCAGCGCCGCGUGUGUCCGUCUCCUCAUUGACGUCGGUGCGAACCUCGAGGCCCAUGACUGCCAUUUUGGAACGCCGUUGCACGUGGCCUGUGCGCGAGAACACCUGGAUUGCGCCAAGUUGUUGCUCAACGCAGGAGCCAACGUGAACGCCGCCAAACUUCACGAGACGGCCCUUCACCACGCUGCCAAAGUGCGAAACACCGACCUGGCGGAGAUGCUGAUCCAAUUCGGAGGAAACGUUUACGCCCGGGACAACCGAGGCAAAAGGCCUUCCGAUUAUAGCCAGAGGAGCAGCUCCACAGGAAAAUGCUUCGCCUACUAUGAACGUGAGUUUAUUUUACUUUUUUCUUUCAUCUGUCUCAUCCGGGUGUGCAUUAGGUUGUCAGGAAUCAGAAUCAGAUUUGGAAUAGA
This is a messenger RNA of Notechis scutatus (mainland tiger snake), 792 nucleotides long. The record is from RefSeq and is a predicted model, not a curated record. NCBI's taxonomy places the organism in Eukaryota, Metazoa, Chordata, Lepidosauria, Squamata, Elapidae.